Molecule: messenger RNA, 819 nt
Organism: Moesziomyces aphidis
Lineage: Eukaryota; Fungi; Basidiomycota; Ustilaginomycetes; Ustilaginales; Ustilaginaceae
Source: the annotation of a GenBank genome assembly
AUGUACCACCUCAUCACCGGGCUGUACGCCGAGUGGACCAAGAAGCCGCGCUACAAUGCGCUCAUGGUGGGCGCUGCGGGCGUCGGCAAGUCGUGCCUGCUCGAAAAGGUGAGCACUGUCGCCACGCUCCGGUUCCAGCUCCUCCCGCUGACACCCUUCCCUCCGCUGCUAGAUCAAGAGCGUCUAUCUCAAGAGACCGGCACUGCCGCCAAAUCGAGUCGCUCCAACCGUCGGACAGAAUGUCUGCCUCGUAUUCAUCUGCACUUCUGGGACCUGGGUGGCUCACCAUCGGUGCGCACGCUGUGGAGCAAGUACUACGACGAGUCGGAUGCCGUCGUCUGGGUCGUCGACGCGCGCCACUUUCUUCCACUCCAUCGACACUCCGACAAGGUCUCUACCUCGCAGGCCCCCGAUGCGGGCACAGACUCAUUUGCCGCGCGUGAAGCAUCCUGGAAGCUCCUGUCCGAGCUGCUCAUGCAUCCGAGCCUCGAAGCGUGUCCGGUCCUUAUUGUCGCCAACUGCGUCGACGAGUGCGAGUCGUCCGAAGGCCUGGCGCGCACAAUCAAGCAGUGGUACAGCGACAAGCUCGCGUCGGACGACACGGACGUGGCUGCUGCUGCGGGGGACAACGUGUUUGCGGACGACGAGGCGUACAGAGCGCCCUCAACAUCGGUGCUCGGCGAGAGAGAGUACGAGUGGGACGUGGUGCUGGCCAGCGCCUUUGACGGAUUGGCUUGCGGGCCGGGUACAGCGCUCCGCGCCUCGCUCACAAUAGCACCAGCCCGUCCCGCCGCCAUGCUGUUGGUGGCCGCAGCAUGA